UCACUGUCGUCGACGGUAAUAGUACCAUCGAAAUCGGUGAAGAAGAUCAUCUUCGGCUUAGUCUCCAUGUACGGGAGAACGGUGGACCCCAUCUUGACAGGAAUUGGAAAAAGAAAGAGACUGCGGUUGGUAUUGACAGAGGGGAUUCGUGUCGUAUGUAUGCAAUAUGAACAAAAGGGUAAGAACUUGUGUAGAGAGAGAGUCGUAGGGAGGAGCACUUGGAAGAACCCAAAAAAAGAUCUUAAACCAUGGAGGGGUCUUCUCCGGUGAACGGCGAGGGGAACCCGGGGAGAGAUGGACCAAGUGGGUCUUUGCCAGGUGCCGCAAAGUGGGUUUGGGUUUGGGCGCUGAUGGAGCAAAUUAUUUCUCCUAAUAAAUUUCCAAAGCUGCUUUGAACUCUAGCAGCCAUGGCUCGUCUGCUGCAUUCCUUGCGGCGAGUCUUAGGGCUGACCACCUCUUCGACGACUACCGCUUCUGCUGCUGGUAGUCUACGGGCUCGAUCCAUUGACACCGAUUUCUCCGUCUUCCGAGAGGGCGAUAGGGCCGUGCUACAACAGAAACAGCCACAGUUGACGAAGCCAUUGAAGAGCGGCGAUAAGACGCAUUUGCGGAGGGGACACGUUGCGCAUGAUAAAAUCAUUGGCAGCCGGGUCUGGGACGCGGUGCAGGCGCAUAAAGGCCCGGAUGUUCGAUUGAGUCUCCCAACUUUGGAGGAAUACGUCGCGUUGACUCCUCGUCUUGUCACGCCGAUCUAUUCGCAUGAUGCAAACUUGAUCGUCUCCCUCCUUGAUAUUCAUGUCCACCCCCCUGCCACGGGUGAGACACAACCUCCUUUAGAAAUUCUCGAAUCUGGCACCGGUCACGGCUCCUUGACUCUCCACCUUGCCCGCGCAAUCCACGCCGCCAACACAACUGCGCCGCCUCGCCCGUCGCGAUCGCAGAUUCAGUACGUGAAGAACAGAGCCCAAAAGCCGGGUGAGGAUGAUACGAACAAGGUAGACGCCAACCAGACUGCAGGGAACGACGACACAGCCCAAAUUGAGUGGGAUUCAUGGCGAGCGGAGCGCAAUGCUCUCAUCCAUACCGUGGACGUCUCACACAAGUUCGCUGCUCUAGCCGAGCGAAAUGUCAAGGGUUUCCGCCGUGGUAUGUACGCAGGCGAUGUUGAUUUCUACGUCGGACCUGUCGAGAACUGGAUCGCCGAGCAAACCAAGCGACGGACGAAGACUGGGCUAUUGUCUUCGUUGACCGGGUCCUCCGCCGUGGAUCCGUUCUUGUCCCAUGCUAUUCUGGACAUGCCCUCGGCGCACUUGCGAAUUCCACACGUUGCGCCCGUCUUGAGACGGGAUGGCUACCUGGUCGUCUUUAUGCCGAGCAUCACUCAGAUUGGCGACUGCGUGCAGAUUAUUCGCAAGCAGCGGCUGCCCUUCGUCCAGGAAAGAGUGAUCGAGCUCGGACUUGGAAUUACGAGUGGUCGCAACUGGGAUGUUCGACUUGCGUUCAAGAAGUCUGGAGCUGAUCCUUCGUCUUGGGCCCCGUCUGCCGAGGCCGACGGUGAAGGAUCGGUCCUUGCAGCAGAUGCUGAAGAGACAGGUUCCAAUGCUGCCCAUAAUGUGGAUGAGGUCACUGUGCCAGAAGAACCCGUCAAAGACGAAGAGCCAGUCAUGGUCUGCCGGCCCAAGGUGGGAAUCCGGACUAUGGGUGGUGGUUUUGUUGGCAUCUGGCGACGCAUCGAAGAUCCAUCUGGACGGUGAUCCAUUGCUUUGGUUUUUUCAUCUCGGACACGACGCUCUCGCGUCUCUGUACUAUAUAUUUAACUUCCAUCACCUUGUACAACAACUAACGGACAAAGAUAUCUCGAACAUGUAUCAUAGGACCCAGUUUAUAAGCAUCAUCUCACAACUAUACCAACUGGGGCCAACCAUUUCUGCCUCUCUUCAAUGAAGACUCGUGCUCUCUACCCACGAUCAUGACUCUGCAGCACUCUCAGCAACGGGAGCUCUCUUCAACACCCAAUCCGCAACAUCCUUCACAAACCGCUCCCGGACUUCACCAGGAUCCAUAUGCACCCGAUGAUAAGCCCCCUCGUAAGAAACAAAAGUAACAUCCCCCUUCUUCCCCAGAACAUCAGCCAACUUCUUCGUCGCCGCCCAACUAGUAAUCCGAUCCUCAUCUCCAUGCCCAAACCACACCGGCAAAAGCUUCACAUCCCCCAAAUCCCCACCCUCCAACUUCUCCAACCAUAAGCCCCGAUCCAACAUCCCCGCCAACUGCUCCAACGUCCCGAUAUCAUGACACAACUCGUCAGUCUUGUAAUCCGCCACGACCGUCUCAUCCCGACACACCAGUUUCGGGUCCAGCGGGGAAUGCCGCUGCCAGCGCGGUAAGAUACGGGCUACCAGCCUUCCCAGGAUGACGGUUAAAGCCAUGGGGCGGGUUGCUGGGUCCAGGGCGAUAAGCGGAGAGUAGGCCAUUACACCGGCGAGCUGGGGCCGUUGGUUGGAUGGCGAUUGGUUGUAGGGGGAGUCUGGGUGGAGGACAUAGUUAAGGACUUCACCACCACCCAUGCUGUGGCCCAUUAGGACGAGGGGGGUGUUGGGGUGGGCGGUUAGACCGAGGAGGAAGGAGUGGAUGUCGGAGAGGACGAGGGUGGUGCCGCCGCUAUUGCCGCGGUCUCGAGGGUGUUUGAAGGUGCGGC
Messenger RNA from Penicillium brasilianum, 2698 nucleotides. NCBI's taxonomy places the organism in Eukaryota, Fungi, Ascomycota, Eurotiomycetes, Eurotiales, Aspergillaceae. The record is from the annotation of a GenBank genome assembly.